Adineta steineri is the source of this 2226-nucleotide messenger RNA. The record is from the annotation of a GenBank genome assembly. Lineage: Eukaryota; Metazoa; Rotifera; Eurotatoria; Adinetida; Adinetidae.
AUGACCACAAGAACGAUAGGGAAUGAAAAAUUAAAAUGUGGAUUAUGUGCCGCAUAUAUUGAUCAAGCUCAAUAUCGUACUCAUGUUAUCGAUUGCGGAGUUAUGAGAAAAUGUGCUUUAUGUGGACAACAAGUAAGUAAUUUGGCUAAUCAUUACGAAAAAUGUACAGGUGGAUAUAAUAAUGUAAAUGAUGUGGACAAAAAUCAAUCAAAGUCUCAAGCUCCUCGGCUUUAUCCAACCAUACCAACUUAUACUUCAAGCCAAAAAAUUACUAAAAAAUGUGCCGUAUGCUCAAUGAUGAUCGAUGAAAAAGAUUACAUUAAUCAUUUAGAUACAUGUAACGUUGAACUACCAAAAACAAACAAUACUAAGAAGAAAUGCAUUAUCUGUACUAAAGAAAUUAACGAAAUUGAUUACGUUAAACAUGUAGAUGCAUGUCUCAAUCCACAGCCAGUAAAAGAAAGCAAUACGGAAGAAUGUAUUAUCUGUUCAAAAGCAAUUAUUAAAUCUGAACUUGUUAAACAUGUGAACGAAUGUCUUUCUAAAUCUUCAGUACCAAAGUCAACACCUAUACACGCACAAAAAUCUUGCUUUACAUGUUCUUCGCCAGUUACUUUUUCGAAAAAUUCUAGUCAUACUAUUCCAUGUCAAUCAAGUCAUAUCUAUUGUCUUAAAUGUCUUCAACGUUCAAUGAAUGAAUAUAUUCAAUCCAAUAAUCCACCUAUAUGUCAUUCAGCACUCUGUGAUUAUGAACUUUCUCGAUACGAUAUAUCAUGUUUACCAUUUGAAGCGAAUACUAUACAACAAUUAUUAACUUCUGUUAAAAAUACACAACGUUCACAAUGUCCUAUAUGUCUUUUCUAUGUUGAAUUUAAUACAAUGGGUGAUCUUGAGAAACAUGUAGCUUCAUGUAAUCCAGAAAAUAUGAUUCCUUGUGAACAUUGUCACUGUUUAUACAAUAUACAUCGAUUAGAUAGUCAUUCACAACAAUGUCGUAAUAUUUCUCGAUCUCAACAACAACAAACAUUAAUAGAUUUCAUUUUACCUCGAACUAAAUAUCCAGUAACAGGACCACAAAUUCGAGUUUUUAUCGAAGAAAGAAAGAAAAGACAUUUAUCACUCGAUCCACAUUCAAUUGUCGAUACAUUGGCUACUCUUGGUGCUACGUUUCCAUUUGAUGUUCCUACUCGUGAUUGUGAUAUAUGUAUGGAAUCACAUAUUUAUGAUGAUAUUUUUGUUUUUGGCUGCAAUGAUAGUCAUAAAUUAUGCUAUGGAUGUUUUGCAGAUUCAUGUACAACAAAGAUGAAUAAUAAUGAAAUACUUACAUGUGCACUCUGCACUUAUCAAUUACAAUAUGGAGAAAUUAAACAAUUGAGAAUACCAACUGAUCAAAAGAAAGAAUUUUUAGAAUAUCAAACACAAAAAACUUUCAAUUCAUAUUCAGAUAAUACUCAAGGGGUCAUUAAAUGUCCCAAUCAAGGAUGUAAAUGGAUAGCUGAAGUACAAAAUCCUAAUGAACGCUUUCAAGUUACAUGUCCAUUAUGUAAAUAUCAGUUUUGUUCACUUUGUAGCCAACAGUAUCAUUUUCGAACAACAUGUCAACAAAUUCCAGAAAUUACUCAACGUUGGUUCUUUUGGUGUAAUACAGAACGUGGUAAUUAUUGGCAAGCUCGAGCACAACAAGAUGCUACUUUUAGAGCUCAAUUAGAAGAUUAUGAACGACAGAGAGGAGCUAAUGAACAACGAAAUAUUGAAUUGCGUCAACGUUAUGAUGAACUAUUAGCUGAUGAGACUUAUAAAGCUCAAAAUUGUCGUCUUUGCCCAAAUUGUCGACGAGUUGUACAGCAUCUUGGAGGCUGUGCUUCGAUGAUAUGCGGUCAAAAUUAUCAUGGUGGUGAUGUACAAUCAGGGUGUGGUCAACGUUUCAAUUGGUCUCAGGCUACACCGUAUGCACCUAUCGGCAAUACAGGACCAGAACAAGUGAGAAAUAAUAUACCGCCUCCUGAACAACAAGAAACUGUAGUACACGCAGGUGUUCAAUGUGAUUCUUGUCAUAAUGAACUUCAAGGAAUUCGAUUUGAUUGUAUUCAUUGUGCUUCAUUAAUAUUUUGUGAAAAAUGUGAACAAAAUGCUACUCUUGAACAUUCAAAUCAAAUUCGUGAUCAACAAAAACAACAACAUGUUUUUCAAUUAAUAGUCGGCCCUUCGAACGAAAACAAGGGAUAG